AUGUUUUCCUCCUCAAGGCUUCUCUUUGCCUUUGGCACUACAACCAUGUUGAGACUCACUCCCCGUUCAACCGGAGCAAUAAGAAAGAAGAAAGAUACACCACCGUUUGGCACGGCAACUGAAUCCAAACUUCCAGAAACAUCAUCAUCAUCACAACACGUUGAUGUUUUCCCGAGUGUGAAGGAAUCUCUGGAUCGUCUCUUGGGUGAAGCCGACAAAACACCCACUGAUGAGAGAAAUCCACAGACAACAAGUUUACAAGUGCCGUCUUUCUACAACCCGAUGGAUAUCCGCGGUCAACUGUACGAUGUGGAGAUCGCAGGGCCUCUCCGCCGUGCCGCCGCCAACCGCUGGCGUUCGCCCGUUUGGGCCACACGUGCCGCUUUUGCCCGCAGCGGCCACAAAGUGCGAGCAGACGAGACGGGUGUACGUAUUCCCACAAACAUGCAAGAGGUGGAGAUGUAUAAUCUCGAACAGACAGACGCCCCGGAUGGUGUUAUCAGUCGAUCGCUAGCAAGAGAAGAAAUGAUGGCAGCAAAUAGAAUGAUGCCACUAAAUGCCGCGGGAAACCGAUACUCUUUGUGGGUGCGUCGCAUCCUGGAGCGACAUCCCUCAUUCCGUCAGUAUACUUCGCCUUAUUGGGCCACUGAGGAGGAGGUGGAAAUGUUGGGUACGAAGGUGAAACGGUCGCAGGAGGGUUGUGGAAUUCUCAUCCAACACUUUUCAUCUGCGUCUUCUGGGAAUGCAGCUACAUCAUCAAUAUCAUCAGGAGUUGAAGAAGAAAAAGCAGAAUCAAAGGUACCGAAUAAUCAGGAAGAGAAUGUUGGUACAGCAUCAUCUAAUAAUUUUUUCAUGUUAUACAAUGCAGAACAGUUGGAAAAUCCUGAAAAAAUGACAAGCGAAACUUGCCCACCAACGGAAUGUUUAAAUAUCAAUGGACGGCGUUACAGUAUUGCUGUUACGAUUUGCAUGCGUCAAUACUGUCAAAAAUAUAAUCUUCGUAUGCAACCAUUUGCUAUGUUUGUCACAUCUGCACGAGUUCGUGUAAUGGGAGGUGAUUUACUACCGAGAGAGAAUGCUGUGCCACCCUUUACUUGUGUUAUAAAGGAUGAAUUGGUGACAUUUUAUCAUGCUGACCAAACAACCAUAUCAGAUCAGUUGAAUGCGAUGGCCUUAACACGCCGCCGUGAGAGGAUGGAUCGCAUUCCAGCAACUAUUCUUUAA
Molecule: messenger RNA, 1224 nt
Organism: Trypanosoma theileri
Lineage: Eukaryota; Euglenozoa; Kinetoplastea; Trypanosomatida; Trypanosomatidae
Exons: 1
Coding region: 1-1224 (407 amino acids)
Source: RefSeq, a predicted model, not a curated record